Molecule: messenger RNA, 954 nt
Organism: Cuscuta campestris
Lineage: Eukaryota; Viridiplantae; Streptophyta; Magnoliopsida; Solanales; Convolvulaceae
Source: the annotation of a GenBank genome assembly
UGUUUAGUAAUGUAAAUAUAUUUUAAUUCAUAUUUCGAGAAUAAAAAUAUGAAAUUUCAAUAUUAAUACACUUUGAAUAUUUUACUUUUAUUUUAAUGUAUUCUUUGAUGUAAAUUUGGGAUACGCCCGCCUUCCACUUUUCAGAAUGAAGUACAAGUUUUAAAAAUUUUCCAUGAACAGGAAGCUUAUUCCCAAUUUCACACCUUAAUUCACUUUUCUCCGUAGGAUUGGAUUCUCAUCCCCAAGUAAAUCAAAACCCUUGGUAAUAUUUUUUCUCUCUUAGCAUUUUCCGAAUUGCGCCAAGGAACAGAUUAAUGAAGUCAAAAUCAUCACGACGGCGUUCUAGAGCUGAUGGAUCCAGCUUGAAAUCAACAAGAAAGACGAAAAAGCCCAAAAAUAUGGGUUGGGAGGAACAUCCAGAUUCUGAUGUUGAUUCUAGUCCCCAUAGCUCCAUUUCGGAUGGUUGGUCUCCUGAUUCACCCUGCUAUCCUGAACAAAAGGCAUCUCAAGAGGAUAUCGAGCGCCAAAACACUAAAUCUGCUAUGCAUGCAUUGGCAUAAUACAACAAGAAACAUGAAACCAAAUCUGACUUUCUACGCUCUUCCGUUUUCUUCGCUUAGCUAUGCCCAAAUCGCCUGAUUUUUGGCAUCUACACCAAUUGAUGUACGCAGAUUCUAGGAAAUAUUACAUAUAAUCGGCAAUCAGAGAACCGCUAUGAGAAGAUAUCGAGGAGCGAGUGCUGGAGGAUCAUGGUUCUUGUCAUAAGGCUAUAUACUCUACCCGUGUUUACUGAUGAGAAGACCACAAAUUCAAUUGAGACGGUGUUCAUGGAUGAACAUGUAAGACAAACUUCAACUCAUGAUAUUGCGUACGAUUCAUAUUAUAUGUAUGUACAGAAUUGUUGAAUUUUAUUGAUUUUUUUGUAAUUGCUUUGUGUACAUACUGAGUUAUUAA